This is a messenger RNA of Mytilus trossulus (common blue mussel), 528 nucleotides long. RefSeq lists its product as uncharacterized. Bases 1 to 528 code for a protein of 175 amino acids. The transcript has a single exon. The record is from RefSeq and is a predicted model, not a curated record. NCBI's taxonomy places the organism in Eukaryota, Metazoa, Mollusca, Bivalvia, Mytilida, Mytilidae.
AUGCGAUUGAGAGAUAACAGAUAUCCUGUUGUCACCGAUAUAGAGAAGGUGUUUCUUCAAAUCACGCUAGACGAGAAAGACAGAGAUAUGACGAGAUUUUUCUGGCUAAAGGACUUAACAGACCCUAAAUCAGAGUUGAUUACUUACCGCUUUAAAGCUAUCCUAUUCGGCGCAACGUGUUCACCUUUUAUAUUGAAUGCGACCUUAUUAAAACAUUUACGUGAACAGUCUAGUCAUACAUCUGAAACACUCAUAGAUAGAAUAUACGUAGACAACAUAAUUGCAGGCUUCGACAACACAACUGAACUAUUGAAGUUUCAUGAAGAGUCAAGAGCACUGAUGACCAAAAGUGGAUUCAACUUACGCUCAUGGGCAUUGAAUAGUACAGCACUUAACGAUUUAGCUACAUCUCAAAACGUUAACGACGGAGAUCCCUGUAUUAAAGUUUUAAGAUUACGAUGGAACACUAAAGAUGACCGUGUUAGUUUUGGAUUCAAACCAUUGUCUAUGCUACCAGAUUAUCACUAA